AGCACAAGGAAGAGAAGGAGGUCGAGGAAGAGGUGCACAUGGAAGAGAAGGAGGUCGAGGGAGAGGAGCACAAGGAAGAGAAGGAGGUCAAGGAAGAGGAGCACAAGGAAGAGAAGGGGGUGGAGGAAGAAGAGCACAAGGAAGAAAAGGGGGUGGUGGAAGAGGAACACAAGGAAGAAAAGGGGGUGGAGGAAGAGGAAUGUAAGGAAGAGAAGGAGGUGGAGAAACACUGGCUUUUUGAUGAAAGAGCAGAUGCAAAUGAGCCUUUCCUAAAGAGAUGUAAGAUGCAGGAAGCAGUGUCUUUAGAUAAUGAUGAGGAGAAGAAAGAAUACCAUGAGUUGGCGGAUGACAAUGACAGUGAGAAUGAGAAUGAGAAUGAGAAUGUGAAUGAAAAUGAGAAUGAUAAUGAUGAUGAUGAUGAUGAUGAGGAGGAGGACGGAGCAGAGAGGCAUGAGGUUGAAGAUGGAUUUGAUGUUAUGCCUAGUGAUGAUACUCUUGUUGGGGAUGGGUUGACGGGAAAUCUACUUCAAACGAUGGAAAGUACACAGAUUGCAUUUGCUUCACAGGGGCAAGUUCAUGAUCAGUCUUCUGUUGAGCUUCUCGCUUCUAGAGAUGUGAUGCAUACAGGUGGUCCCUUUUUUGGUAGCGGAAGUAAGAGAGAGAUGGACAUUGAGCCUGACGUGGUUCAUCAUUCUCUCAAUGGCAGCAGCAAGAGGAUGAGGAUUGAGGGUGGAUGGGAUGAAAAGCCAUUAGAUUUUGGAUCAUGCAUGGACCAAAUGCAGCAGCUAAUGAUGAAGGCUAGGAUGAUGUAUGAAGCAAAGGAACAAAAUGAGGAGCAUAUCAACAUAAACCAACAAAUUAUUCUUAACGAAUUGCAUAAAAGGGACAAUGUAAUUGAGCACUUGCAUAAGUCUAAAUGUGAUGAAAUACAGAAAAGGGACGGAGAUAUUUGUCGUCUUGAACGGGAGCUUUUUAUGAUGGGAAAUAUUUUGGAUGGUUACAGGAAAGCAUUGAAGGAUACCCAGAAACAAUUCUCUGAGUACAGGAAAAAGUUCCCGCUGCCUGAAGAACCAUACUACAAAGAUGCUGGUCCUGGAGGUCUAAUGUUGAGUGCUGCUGAAAUGGAAAAGCUACGCCUCAAGCAAGAGGAAGAAACUCGAUCCAAUUGCUUAUUCUUGGAACAAAAAGCAAAAGAAGCAGAAGAAGAAUAUGCUGAUCAGUUUGAGAAUUUUAUGGAUAAGGUUCAGAUGCUGGAUAAGAGGCUGAUGGGCCUUGAGGAUGUAGUGAAGAACCUCAGAAACAUGAGUCCGAAAAGUGAAGUUCCAGAAAGUGAAGAUAAAGUUCCAGAAAGUGAGGAUAUAAUUUCAGAAACGCCCGACUGCCCUCCAGAUGAAUGAUUUACUUUGCCAAAUCUUCAAUUCCAUGGUUGAAAAGCAGGUAAAUGCCAACUUAUGGUGCUUUAUGUUGUUUUCUACCUUGUCAUGUAUGAUAAUCUCCAUGUCCAUGUAUGCCUUAUUUCAAUCUGUCAAUCACAGGUGGUCUUUUUUGUUGCAUUGUUC
Molecule: messenger RNA, 1559 nt
Organism: Capsicum annuum
Lineage: Eukaryota; Viridiplantae; Streptophyta; Magnoliopsida; Solanales; Solanaceae
Product: myb-like protein X
Exons: 1
Coding region: 39-1397 (452 amino acids)
Source: RefSeq, a predicted model, not a curated record